UGAGCUCUGCGCAAUGAGAACUGCAGCAGGUAGUCCGCCAUUGCUGAAUGAACAACUGUCGGAUUUGGUAGUUUGCUGUCAACAAUAAACUACGAGAUCGAGUGAAAACUCGUCGACUGCUCCACAUACCAGUAGUCCACACUGUCCCUCGUUAAAGAACAUUUUCAUGUGAAUACGGAGCCCUCGGACGACGUAACCAUGUCCAAUCUCAGCAAAGGCGGCACCAAGAAGGACACCAAAAUGAGGAUACGGGCCUUUCCUAUGACAAUGGAUGAGAAGUAUGUCAACAAUAUUUGGGACCUGCUGAAGAAUGCAAUCCAAGAGAUUCAGAGGAAGAACAACAGCGGCCUUAGUUUUGAGGAGCUAUACAGGAACGCAUACACAAUGGUUCUCCAUAAGCAUGGAGAGAAGCUUUACACAGGUCUACGAGAGGUUGUCACCGAACACCUCAUCAACAAAGUACGAGAAGAUGUCCUUAACUCCCUGAACAAUAACUUCCUCCAAACCUUAAAUCAAGCAUGGAAUGACCAUCAAACAGCCAUGGUGAUGAUUCGAGACAUCCUGAUGUACAUGGACCGGGUUUAUGUACAGCAGAAUAAUGUAGAGAAUGUCUACAACCUGGGUCUCAUCAUCUUUAGGGAUCAGGUGGUUCGCUAUGGCUGCAUCAGAGACCACCUCCGACAGACCCUGCUGGACAUGAUAGCACGUGAGAGGAAGGGAGAGGUGGUGGACAGGGGUGCCAUCAGAAAUGCCUGCCAAAUGCUAAUGAUCCUUGGUCUUGAAGGGAGAUCAGUUUAUGAAGAAGAUUUUGAGGCACCAUUUCUGGAAAUGUCUGCUGAAUUUUUCCAGAUGGAGAGCCAAAAGUUCCUUGCAGAAAAUAGUGCUAGUGUUUACAUAAAGAAGGUGGAGGCCAGGAUCAAUGAGGAGAUUGAGCGAGUGAUGCACUGCCUUGAUAAGUCCACAGAGGAGCCCAUUGUUAAAGUGGUGGAACGAGAGCUAAUCUCCAAACACAUGAAGACCAUUGUAGAGAUGGAGAACUCAGGCUUAGUCCACAUGCUCAAAAAUGGCAAAACAGAUGAUUUGGCCUGCAUGUACAAGCUGUUCAGCAGGGUUCCCAAUGGCCUGAAGACCAUGUGUGAGUGUAUGAGCUCUUACCUACGGGAGCAAGGCAAAGCCCUCGUGUCAGAGGAGGGUGAGGGAAAGAAUCCUGUCGACUAUAUCCAGGGUUUGCUGGACCUGAAGUCACGUUUCGACCGUUUCCUGCAGGAGUCCUUCAAUAAUGACCGGCUCUUUAAACAGACCAUUGCUGGCGACUUUGAGUACUUCCUGAACCUCAAUUCUCGCUCACCGGAGUACUUGUCACUCUUCAUUGAUGACAAACUCAAGAAAGGGGUUAAAGGGCUGACAGAGCAGGAGGUGGAAUUUAUACUGGACAAGGCCAUGGUGCUGUUCCGCUUCAUGCAGGAGAAAGAUGUGUUUGAGAGAUAUUAUAAACAACACCUGGCCCGCAGACUGCUCACCAACAAGAGUGUUUCUGAUGACUCUGAGAAGAACAUGAUUUCCAAGCUCAAGACUGAGUGCGGCUGUCAGUUCACAUCCAAACUGGAGGGCAUGUUUCGGGAUAUGAGCAUCUCUAACACCACUAUGGAUGAGUUUAGACAACAUCUACAGACAACUGGGGUAUCACUGGGUGGGGUUGAUCUGAUCGUGAGAGUCUUGACCACAGGAUACUGGCCAACACAAUCAGCAACUCCCAAGUGUAACAUUCCCCCUUCACCACGCCAUGCAUUUGAAGUCUUUAGGAGAUUUUAUCUUGGAAAGCACAGUGGCAGACAGCUCACACUGCAGCACCACAUGGGCUCUGCAGACCUAAACGCCACCUUUUACGGCCCCAUCAAAAAGGAGGAUGGUUCAGAAGUUGGGGUAGGAGGAGCCCAGGUCACAGGCUCCAACACAAGAAAGCACAUCCUGCAAGUCUCCACCUUCCAGAUGACCAUUCUUAUGCUUUUCAAUAACAGGGAGAAGUCUACUUUUGAGGAGAUCCAACAGGAGACGGACAUCCCAGAAAGAGAGCUGGUGCGAGCACUGCAGUCAUUGGCCUGUGGCAAGCCCACCCAGAGAGUUCUCACCAAAGAGCCAAAAUCUAAGGAGAUUGAAAAUGGCCAUGUGUUUACAGUCAACGACCAGUUUACCUCCAAACUGCACCGUGUCAAGAUCCAGACAGUGGCUGCUAAACAGGGCGAGUCAGACCCAGAGAGGAAGGAAACACGGCAGAAAGUGGACGACGACAGGAAGCACGAGAUUGAAGCCGCCAUCGUUCGCAUAAUGAAGUCCCGAAAGAAGAUGCAACACAACGUUCUAGUCGCAGAGGUCACACAGCAGUUGCGAGCACGAUUCCUCCCUAGUCCUGUAGUCAUCAAGAAGCGCAUUGAAGGACUUAUUGAGAGGGAAUAUUUGGCACGAACACCAGAGGACCGCAAAGUGUACACCUACGUAGCAUAGAACAAGUGAAUUCAAUGAAACCUAACAUGAAGUGCAACUGAGAGCCUUGGUUCCCCCCCCCCCCCUCCUUUUUUUUUUUCCUUUUUUUUUCUCCCCCCUGUGGACUGCUAUAAGUUGAAUGAACUUGGAAGUGCUUUUCAUCACUGAUUCUGGGAAACACUGGGAAGUUUAAUUUUUCUUCCAGAUAAAUGUGUAAAAAAAACAAAAAAAAUAAAUAGCAAUGCAAAGGGGUUAAGAAAUUUUCUCACAAAAUUAGAGUUUAGCAGAGAGAAUUGAAUGGAGGGGGAUCUAGUUUUGUACAAAAUCCAUACUUCUUGUGGCCUUUGGAGAGAAAUGGUUGAGCCUGUUUGCCAACUAAUCAUGUGCUGUUCUUAAAGGAUCCAGAAUGAGCUGAAAACAUGUUAUAAAAGAAACAUGCAACUACAGGGAGACCAUGUAAACAUUUGAAUUCACUCCCCUGUUUUAAAUGUUCAUGUCAAUGUGUUAUGUUUGUGUUUGUGGCACAAUACUGGUUGUACAGGUUGAUGGGCACUCUCAGCCUUUCCCUCCGAGAGGAUUUUUAAGACGAGGACAAAUCGGCAACUGGUGCAGACCUGGUAUGCAACAGCAGUAAAUAGUUUUUGAGUACUUGAGAAAACAUGGAGUGCUUAAUUUAUGUUGCAAAUGUCUGUUUUGAGGUUUUAAUGUCCGAAGAUGUAAUGCGCCUCACAUAGCUGAAAUAUUUAAUGCCAGAUUCAGAUACAAUACUUGGACCAGGUCUGUACUCACAGUUGGAGAGAUCAACAGCUGUACCUCCGCAGCAUGCUUUUUAAUGAGACAGUCAGGGGAAAUAGAAGCUCCACAAAGGUUUGGUCUCAUAACACAUUUUUCACUUCAGGCCUGCUGUACAAUUGGCCAAUGAAACGUCUCCUGUCCUUAAAGUUAGAAGGUUCCAUGCAGGUAUCGAAGAUUACUUCCUUUUUUUUCCUCUCCAUUCAUAACUGCAUUUGAACAGGUGGAACCAGUCUAGCACCAUGUUCCAAUGUGUACAAAUUGUAAAAUAAUUAUUGUACUCACGCCGAAGGUGGAUUGUACAGGGCCUUGUUUUCAUCAUUAAAUGUAGAAUAAAGAAAAGUGAUUAUUGCA
Thalassophryne amazonica is the source of this 3627-nucleotide messenger RNA. It is a transcript of the gene cul3b, whose product is annotated as cullin 3b. Lineage: Eukaryota; Metazoa; Chordata; Actinopteri; Batrachoidiformes; Batrachoididae. Gene Ontology annotation, cellular component: Cul3-RING ubiquitin ligase complex. Gene Ontology annotation, biological process: protein ubiquitination; ubiquitin-dependent protein catabolic process. The coding region runs from base 199 to 2502 and encodes 767 amino acids. The transcript has 16 exons. Gene Ontology annotation, molecular function: ubiquitin protein ligase binding. The record is from RefSeq and is a predicted model, not a curated record.